AUGGGAGACGCACCUUUGCCAACUGAGCAUGUGCUCAUUGUUUUUAACAUGCACAUGCCCGCAGCGUUGCAAGAGGAAUUCCGCCGCAAGUUUACUGGGGCCGAGGUUACCAUUCACAAGUCAGAGCCAGGUAUCCCUGUGUCACCAGAGUUGUACCGGAGUGCCACCGUCCUGGUCACCUUCACAGAUCUGCCAGAUCCCAAGGAUGCCAUCAACUUGAAAUUCAUUCAUUCGUUCUCCGCUGGCCUGGAUCAUCUCAUGCAGCACCCGAUUCUACGGGAGACUGACAUCCCCAUUACCACCAGCUCGGGUAUCCACGGUCCCCCUAUCGCAGAAUGGACCGUAAUGAAUUGGCUAGUCUCUUCGCGGCAGUAUGUGAAGACAUAUGAAGCGCAGAAAGCCCACGUCUGGGCAGACAAGUCCCAGUUUAUGCACGGACUGCACGACCAGGUCGGCAAGAAGGUUGGCAUUCUCGGAUAUGGGUCUAUCGGCAGACAAAUCGCGAGGGUCUCCACGGCUCUGGGUAUGACUGUGUACGCGCACACUGCCUCCCCGAGAACAACAGCCGAAUCCCGUCGCGACGCUCACUACAUCGUGCCUGGAACAGGCGAUCCGGACGGCUCGAUCCCGGUUUCAUGGCACCACGGCACAGACCGAGAGUCCAUCCGAUCUUUCUUGGCCCUUGGACUGGACCAUCUUGUCAUUUCGCUCCCGCUGACUCCCGAAACGACUUAUCUCCUUGGUUCUGAAGAAUUUGCCAUUCUCUCGGAGAACUCGCACCAUCAUGCUACCAAGCCAUAUGUGACUAACAUCUCGCGGGGUAAGGUCAUUGAUCAAACGGCUUUGAUCGAGGCCCUGAAGUCUGGUGUGCUUGGCGGUGCGGCUCUUGAUGUUACGGAUCCGGAACCUCUGCCGGCGGAUAAUCCUCUUUGGGAUGCACCAAAUGUGCAGAUUAGCCCUCAUAUGAGUAGUCUGGGGGGCGAGUACUGGCCUCGUGCAAUUGAUAUUGCUGUCUUGAAUCUGGGAAGGGUGCAGAGAGGUGAGCCUUUGGUUAAUGCAUACAACCGGCGCAGGGGAUAUUAG
Molecule: messenger RNA, 1083 nt
Organism: Penicillium nucicola
Lineage: Eukaryota; Fungi; Ascomycota; Eurotiomycetes; Eurotiales; Aspergillaceae
Product: D-isomer specific 2-hydroxyacid dehydrogenase family protein
Exons: 4
Coding region: 1-1083 (360 amino acids)
Molecular function (GO): NAD binding
Source: RefSeq, a predicted model, not a curated record